Nothobranchius furzeri (turquoise killifish) is the source of this 2856-nucleotide messenger RNA. Its product is annotated as transmembrane protein 238. NCBI's taxonomy places the organism in Eukaryota, Metazoa, Chordata, Actinopteri, Cyprinodontiformes, Nothobranchiidae. The record is from RefSeq and is a predicted model, not a curated record.
UCCCUCCAGGUGCGCAGCCUCGGCUCAGGUGUACAGGUGAUGAGAUAUCCUGCCGUUACCCCGGUGUGAGGAGGUUGCGGUUCCCACCAUGGCUCUGAGCUACGUCCGGUACAUCGGAAGUUGUCUCCCGAUGUUUCUGAUCGCUGUCGCGUUUGAUGUCGUCGGUCUGGUCGUGCUGUUCGUCGGGAUCUUUGCCAAUCUGCGGCUCCACGGCCUCUUCUACGGAGACUUCUUGAUCUACUCCGGGUCCCUGAUCAUCUUCUUCAGCCUCAUCUGCUGGCUCAUGUGGUACCUGGGCAACAUCCGGGUGGAGGAAUACGACGGGGAGAAGAGGAGGAACAGCUUCGUACAGCUGGCCAGGAAAUUAUCCGAGAAGUUGAGCCAGAAGCUGAAAGGAGAAGACGGCGUGAAAUGCAUCGGCGGGGAGGACGGCACCCAGGUGGGGACGCCUCCACCCAAACCCGGCAGAGUGACGUGGGGCAAGUCCACCACUUACUACAACCAAGGCUAUGACAACUCCAUGGAGUCAGAUCCCGAGAAGAAGUUCGACACCAUCUAACUGCCAACAGAAAUACUCGUCUGACUGGUUUGACCUCCCGGUGUAGUUUUGCUUAAACAAAUUUAAACAUUCCCCACAAAAAGCAAAGCCACUACAUGAGGCUGUUUUGACUGUUUUGUCGAGAUGAAAUGAUCCACCCGCUGUAAGGAACGUUCAUGAUGCCGGUAAAUGGAAACUUCUGCAGAUUUGACGGACACGCCUCGUGCAAACACAAGCCUAGUUAUUUAUGGGACAGUUGGCUUGCCUCCCUUUAGUCACCCUCAGAACAACGUUACAGUAAAUAAAAGCUCAUGUCUCUCUGCUGCGUACGCUCGCUGUGGCAGAAGGCCGGGCAGGACGUCGACGCUGGAGCAGGAGAGCUCAAUAGAGGUGGUCUGACUGGUCAAACAAGUGGAGAAGUUUCCUUUACCUGUCCUCUUUGUUACCUGUUGUUGUUGUUGAGAUGCAUUAAAAGUGAUCCGUUAAAUAUUUGAACAAAAAUGUCUAAUAAAAUAAUGAUGGUUUCUUUACUAGAGUGAAAUUCUACCUAUUCAUGUCAACACAUGCAAUGUAAGGUAGUGAUGAGGUUAAUAUUGUAUGGAAAUGAUGUCCUUUUAAUUUUAACAUUCUUUCAGUUUUUCCUUUUAUUAGUACUUGUUUUGCUUAAGUUCAAUAAGUGGGGAUUAAAAUGUGGAAGUGCUUGACCUGAAGGUCAAAGUUUAAUGUUCAGGUUAAUAGUGAUCACAAACUCCGCUGCAGCUGGUGGUUCAACACUUGCUCAGGAAUGUGGGUGCUGACGUGUCGUCGGGUCACACUGAUGUAAAACCAGUUGGACAUGCAAAGGAAUGAAGUUGGUCUAUCAGAUGGAGCCAGUCAGCCCGAUUCCAGUUUAACCGCCCCGUCAGGAGCUCUGAGAAGGAUCUAAGGUGUGAAUGAGAAUGCUGCUUAAAACAGGGAAGAGACUCGCUCUCAGUCUCGUCAGACCAUCAGCCGGAGUCCACUUGGACUUUAUACCUGGCCGCCUCACCUGGUUCCCUCCCCAGGUCAUCUCCGCUGGUACUCUUAUCAGGAACUUCUCACCUGGCUGUCUCAGUGGGUCCUCUCAUCUCGUCCAGACAUGGAGCAAGGGAAGUGUUCCAUCUUCUUCCUGUCCCUUGCCAUUAUUUUGGACAUCUUGGGCCUCAUCCUGUUUUUCAUCGGGGUCUUUUCAUCGUUGAGGUACUGGGACUUUUUUGUUUUCUCUGGACCUCUGCUCAUCUUCAUCAGCCUGGUUCUGUGGAUCUUCUGGUACAUGGGGAACCUCACCGUGUCCGAGGAGGAGCUGAACCUGGUUAAACCGGACAUCCUGUGAUUACGUCGAUGUCUUUGGGUCAGGACAAGGACUCCAGGUUUAUAAGGGUGAACUGGCAGGUCGUGGUGAAGCACCAAGAGCUCAGGAUGUGUGGUUUUCUGGAAGGACCGAUGGCUUCCCUGCAGACUGGAUGCUAGUAACUCCGGUCUUUUGUGGAAUAAAAAUGUGUUUCUCUGCACAUUUCAGAAGGAAAUGUUUGGGAACUGCACCAGGCAGACAUGUUUUUAUUAUCAAAUGUCAUGAGUUUGGUUUUUGGCCUUGAUUUGCACAUGUAUGCAUGAAGGACACGCUGAAUGUAACUAAACAAGCUUUUGAAACCACAGCUGUGUGUUCCUCGUGAAGCUGCUGCUCAGACAGAACCCGCCAAACUGGAACUGGGUUUUGGCUGAGGUUAUUUCAGAAGGAUCAGAGAGGGGAAACUCAUCUAACUGAAUGUUUUUGCCCGUUGGACCUCCCCAACCUUCAGCUAGUUCACCACAACAGUCAGCGGGGGGUUGAAAUCAAAACUCCUCCUCCACGCCCAAAUUCCCAGCCUUAAUCAGCACUCAAGGCACCAUUAGCUUCGGAGAGGGUUAUUAAUGCAUCCAUUUGGUUCCUGCCCUGAGUGAGGAAAUGGAGUAGAGAAGUAAUGGAUAUGAAAACCCGUCUUCUCCCGUGGGACGCCACUCCCUCUCCUGUUGUAUUAAUGCCAGAAGUCCUCACACAUCUUAAUCACAACCGAGCACAUCGGUGCAUAAGGACAGACUCUCGUGAGAGAGGGCAAGAAGCUGCAGAUUUCCUCUAUUAGCACAGUAUGGAGAAGCAAACGCAAGCACGCCAUUUGAUCGAGCUGGGACAUGAAUUUAUCUGGAAUUAGAGGUUCUAUCCACAUGAAAACAAUCAUAUAUGUAAACACGUUAUAAAUGAAAAUGCAAGAAAAUGAUUUGUGAUCUUUUUAAGGCUUUCAAUAAAUGAUGUUAUAAAUGUU